UAUUGUCUGGUAUUUAUUAUGGCGCAGAAUAAACGCUAAAUGGAAAGGUGCUUGAUAUUGUGGAGAAUGAUGUCGCCUGAGUUUAAGGCAUAUGUGAAAUUGAAACUAAAACGCAGACUGAAAACAGCUGAAACAAUCCAUUCCGUGGAAAGAUCUCCGCGAAUUCGCGGGUUUGACAUCGCUCACCUUUUAAUUAAUAUGUUAUAGAUUAAAAAACAAUUAUAGACGACAAAAAUUAUGCUUAGAACGUGCGUGUUCGCUAUGGCUGUAGGUCUAUGCAUUGACAUAACCACAUUUUGCGCCACGGGUUUUGGCGCAUCUAUUUCCAAAACUGGACCACUAAGUUUUGACGUUUUCGGAAAUCUGGUGCGUCUGUGGGUUGUAGCGGUGAUUCGAUUAGUUAUACUAUUUGGUGUAUCGCUACUCACACUAGGAUCGAUUAAACCCGUAUUGAAGCGCUGGUUAGCAGUGCACUGUUUCCUUGCCCCGGUCUACGAGACCGGGCAACUGAUGCUGCAUGGCAGUUCACCGGAGAGCACGUAUGGAUCGUUGGGGGGUCCAAGUUUGUGGCUAUUGUGUACCGCGGCAGCAGCUGCAGCAGCUCUGUUUUGGGAGAAAACCUUCCCUGACAGCAACGAAGAAAGUAACGGGAAAGAGAAGACACAGAAGGCGCGAGUGCUGUUCAUGAGAGUCCUCUACUUCUACAGACCUGACACCCUCCUUUUGGUUGGAGCGUUUAUAUUCCUGUCACUGGCUGUGCUCUGUGAAAUGUUCAUCCCAUUCUAUACAGGAAAAGUGAUUGACAUCUUGGCUUCCCAGUACAAGUGGAAUGACUUUCUCACAGCUAUCAUCCUCAUGGGGCUCUACUCUUUGGGAAGCUCUUUCAGUGCCGGCUGUCGUGGAGGCCUCUUCAUGUGUGCCAUCAACAGCUUCACCUCUCGAAUGAAAGUAGAGCUGUUUGGGGCCCUGGUGAAGCAGGAGAUCAGCUUCUUUGAGACCAUCAAGACAGGUGACAUCACGUCCAGGCUGUCCACAGACACCACUAAGAUGGCCCGGGCGGUGGCCCUGAAUGUCAACGUCCUACUGAGGACCCUCAUUAAGAUUGUGGGUAUGCUGUCGCUCAUGAUGAGCCUGUCCUGGAAGCUCACUCUGCUCAUGCUGAUGGAGACGCCCGUCACCGGCCUGCUGCAAGGCGUCUAUGACAACUAUUACCUGAGGCUCACUAAGGAGGUGCAGGACUCCAUGGCCAGGGCGAACGAGGCAGCGGGGGAAACAGUAGCAGGAAUCCGGACCGUGCGAAGCUUUAACACAGAGCGGAGUGAGGCUGGUCAUUAUGACCACAGGUUGAUGGACACCCACAAUCUCAAGACCAGGCGGGACACCGUCAGGGCAGUGUACGUGCUCCUGAGAAGACUAACAGCGCUGGUAAUGCAGGUGGCCAUGCUGUACUAUGGCAGACUGUUUAUCCAGCGAGGUCAGAUGAGCACUGGGAACCUGGUCUCUUUCAUCCUCUACCAGUCUAGCCUGGGAACCAACAUCAGGACAUUGAUUUACAUCUUUGGCGACAUGCUGAACUCGGUGGGGGCGGCUGGUAAGGUGUUUGAGUAUCUGGACAGAGAGCCCCAGGUCAGCACCAAGGGGACCCUCCAACCAGAGAACUUAACUGGACACGUCCACUUCCACAACCUCUCCUUCUCCUACCCCACCCGCCAGGAGCGCAAAGUACUGCAGGGCUUCUCUCUGGAGCUGAGGCCGGGUCAGCUGACUGCUCUGGUGGGGCCGUCAGGAGGGGGAAAGAGCACCUGUGUUAGUCUGCUGGAGAGGUUCUAUCAGCCUCAGCAGGGAGAGAUCUUAUUGGAUGGACAACCACUGCACAGCUACCAGCACCACUACCUACACAGGAAGGUAGCCAUGGUGGGCCAGGAACCUGUUCUGUUCUCUGGGUCCAUCAAGGACAACAUUGCCUACGGCCUGGCAGACUGCUCUUUGGAGAGGGUGCAGGAAGCUGCUCGCAGAGCCAACGCCCACAGCUUCAUCAGCCAACUGGAGAAGGGUUAUGACACAGAUGUAGGAGAGCGCGGUGGUCAGAUGUCCGGUGGUGAGAAGCAGCGUAUUGCCAUCGCCAGAGCUCUGAUCAGAGAGCCACAGGUCCUCAUCCUGGACGAGGUCACCAGCGCACUGGACACUGAGAGCGAACACAUGGUCCAGGAGGCCCUGGCUAGCUGCCCCUCCCAGACCCUGCUGGUGAUUGCUCACAGGCUGAAGACCAUCGAGAGGGCAGAUCAGAUCAUUCUGAUUGACCAGGGAACCGUCCUGGAGCAGGGCACUCACCAGGAGUUGAUGGACAGGAAGGGGGGCUACUACAAACUAAGAGAGAGACUCUUCACAGAAGACGACACGUCACAUUGACCAAAGAAAUCCUACUGUUUGAACUGUAAAUAUUGAUGUCAUUUUCUCACUUUCACUCUGACCAAUACUCACAACCUCCCAAUAUACUAUAAAUUACAUGUACAUCAAAAAUGUAUUUAAAUAUUGAAUAUAGUUAGGUAUAUAUUUUUACUUCAUAGGAGAUGGACACUUCUGUUUGUGACAUUUUAUUAUGUUGUAUGACUCUAGGAGUGGUUUUUAUUUUAUUUUAUUGUAUUCUUACUAUUCUUCUAUUUCUUAAUGUUUGAUGAAGAAAUAGAAGGGCAAUGAGUGACCCACAUUAUAAAACCAUUUAUGAUGUUCUGGAGCAAAGGUCUCUUAUGUUGUCUAACCAAGGGAAUAAAUUAUCUAUUAAACAUUUUAACCUCUCGCUAAA
Oncorhynchus masou masou (cherry salmon) is the source of this 2803-nucleotide messenger RNA. RefSeq names its product antigen peptide transporter 2-like. Gene Ontology annotation, cellular component: mitochondrial inner membrane. The transcript is spliced from 11 exons. Lineage: Eukaryota; Metazoa; Chordata; Actinopteri; Salmoniformes; Salmonidae. The coding region runs from base 238 to 2409 and encodes 723 amino acids. The record is from RefSeq and is a predicted model, not a curated record. Gene Ontology annotation, molecular function: ATP binding; ATP hydrolysis activity; ABC-type oligopeptide transporter activity. Gene Ontology annotation, biological process: oligopeptide export from mitochondrion.